Molecule: messenger RNA, 1126 nt
Organism: Dendrobium catenatum
Lineage: Eukaryota; Viridiplantae; Streptophyta; Magnoliopsida; Asparagales; Orchidaceae
Product: protein LURP-one-related 15-like
Exons: 3
Coding region: 104-778 (224 amino acids)
Source: RefSeq, a predicted model, not a curated record
UAAUGGCAGCCGAUACCUACGAAUGCCCUCAUCUUCUUCCCUAGCCCAAUAAGAGAAAUCCACAAACAAAUAAAGAGAAGAAUUAAACCUCAAAUUCUUCAUCAUGGAUUCCAGCCAAGUAGCCGUCAUCAACCCUCUCUUCUGUGUUGCUUACCCCAUUGAUCUCGCCUUCACCACAAAGCCUCCGGGCGAUAAAAAGCGCAGAGGCCUCGCUACCGUCGACGCCGCCGGCAACGUCGUCUUCAGAGCCAAACACUCCUCAUGGAGCGGCCUCACCCAGCUCCGGGAUGCUUCCGGGCAUACCAUACUCACCACGAAAGCAAAGUUUUGGAGCUGGCACGGUAGGUGGCAGGCGUUCGCAGGGGAAAGUACAGAGGCGAAAGAUCUAUUGUUCAGCAUCAAGAGGAGCUCUGCUUGGCAGUUUCAUGAUGAGUGGUUUGUCUUCCUUGCAGCCAACACAAAAGAGGAGAACUGCGAUUUUAAGAUAGUCGGAAGUUACAGCAAGAAGAAUUAUACCAUUUUUAAAGGAGACUCAUCUUUUGUAGUUGCUCAGCUUACUAAGCAGCAUAAACUGAACAUGACUCUGAAGCACGCAUUUGGAGCCUCCAUAAGCGCAAACUGUGACUACUCAUUUGUCGCUGCUCUGAUUACAAUAUUUCAUGAAAUUGAGGCUGCAAGGAAUGCUGCUGCAGGAAAUGCUUCUGCAGCUGCAGGAAAUGCUGCUGCAGCGAAUGCUGCUAUGACGGCAUCCACAGGAGGAGGAUCAGCUGGCUGUUAAGCUUGGAAGCUGAAAUUUGGAUAUUAGAAGUAUUCCUAUUGUAAUUUUACACUUAUUUAUAGAUUUAAAAUGUUGUUCAGCUUUAAAGGAGAAAUUAUUAGCUUCGGACACCGGACAAAGAGAAUCAUCCGGAUUUCUCUUUGUUUACAAUAAAAAUUUAGUCAAAGCAAAGGUAUUGUAAUAGCUACGUUUUGACUGCAUUUUUACUACAAACGGAUAUCCGAACAUAAUAAUUUGCCGCUUUAAAGAUCAGUGUUUAAAAAAGUAGUGUUAUAUUUGUAUAUUGUUAUUGUUAGGAUUUUGUCCAGGCUUAUAUUUGUAUUUUCAAUUGUACUUUCUUUAAGUUCU